AAAAAAAAACAGCCAAUAGAGGCAGUUGUUACUUGGCUCCAACUUUGUUGUGCUCUUAAGCAUAAAAGCGGCCAAGGUACGGUAUCUUCCUUAAGGUUUCUCUUUCACAUCAUCUUUGGUCCUGCGUCUACUCAGCCACUGUUACUUUAGCUCUCAGCAUUUCGUGGUGUGCUUCAGCCGCAAAAUCUCGUCAAGAUGGCAUUGAAUCAACUACAGAACACAGACUUCAUCCAGAUCAAAACCACUCUCACGAAACUACCAUACCCACCAUUAGAGGACCGCCCGACUGUAAGAACCAAGCGUCUUGUUCUCAAACCAUUCUACGAAGAUGCUGCAAAGGACCUGUUCCCCAUGCGCGCACAAAAGGAAGUCAUGAUGUGGACAGCACAAGGCGCCCCAGACAAGGAUCUCGAGGAAACGCAGAAAUGGGCUGCGCAGAGAUUACCGCCGCACGACGAAACAAACUUGUACUACGUGAUCAGUCUCGUUGAAACUGGCGAGGUCAUUGGGGCCGGUGGUACUUACAGACGAGAGUGUGAGCUUGGCUGGCCGGCAAUUGGAUAUGCGUUCCGCAAGGAGGCUUGGGGGAAGGGCUACGCUACCGAGUUUCUGGUGGCAUUUAUGAAGAUUUGGUGGGAACUUCCUAGAGCUGAGUAUUCUAUCGCCGUGGAUAGGGCGACAUUGAGUGAAGAGGAGAUAGUGGCUAGUGUGAAUGGUACUAUUACAGAAAGAUGUGCUGCGGAGACGAUCAAAGAAAAUGGGGCAAGUAAGCGUGUCUUGGAAAAGGCUGGGUAUAAGUGGGUUAAGGAAUGGAGGAAUGAGGAGAAGAAUUGGUCGAUCUAUGGAUGGGUUACAACCGCGGCGCAACUGCCUUCAAAUUAAUCAUGGAGCAGAAACAAGAUACGUGCUGUUGUGACUUGGGGCGUCUAGAAUUGAGUAUCAGGGAGACAAAAUACAGGAGCGUCCAUAGUUGUGGUUCCAGUCUCCAGGCGAUCCUCGCCAGCUAAAGUAAGAGAUUGUCCACGCAAGAUAAAACUGGAGAUAGUAGAGACACGGUGUUUAUCGGCUCCAGACGGUCGAAGGACCGGCCCCGCUCUCAUGUGUAUCCUCAUGAUCCCCAGCAGGAGGAGUGACC
Molecule: messenger RNA, 1135 nt
Organism: Fusarium verticillioides 7600
Lineage: Eukaryota; Fungi; Ascomycota; Sordariomycetes; Hypocreales; Nectriaceae
Exons: 1
Coding region: 196-882 (228 amino acids)
Molecular function (GO): acyltransferase activity, transferring groups other than amino-acyl groups
Source: RefSeq, a predicted model, not a curated record